Messenger RNA from Capsella rubella, 2049 nucleotides. Its product is annotated as probable pectinesterase/pectinesterase inhibitor 58. Bases 135 to 1850 code for a protein of 571 amino acids. Gene Ontology annotation, biological process: cell wall modification. NCBI's taxonomy places the organism in Eukaryota, Viridiplantae, Streptophyta, Magnoliopsida, Brassicales, Brassicaceae. The record is from RefSeq and is a predicted model, not a curated record. The transcript is spliced from 3 exons. Gene Ontology annotation, molecular function: pectinesterase activity; pectinesterase inhibitor activity.
AGAACCCACCCCCAAUAAUAGCACUUUGCAUUUGCAUUAUAUUAUUAACUCCACUCUUGUCUCUCCUUCCUUCUAACCAAAACAGAGUCGCAAGGAGCCUCUAAGCAACAGUUAGAAGCCCUUCCAAACAAAAAAUGGGGAUCGAUGGUGAAUUGAAAAAGAAGAAAUGCAUCAUUGCUGGGAUUAUCACGGCUUUGCUCGUUGUCAUGGUUAUCGCUGUCGCCAUCAUAAUGUCAAGAAAUACCAUCGGUUCAGAGACAAUCGCUGGGGUGCAGAUCAAAACAACCACCAAGGCAGUUCAAGAAGUUUGUGCACCUACUGAUUACAAAGAGACUUGUGUCAACAGUCUCAUGAAAGCUUCUCCUGACUCCACUCAGCCUCUUGAACUCAUUAAGCUUGGCUUCAACAUCACCAUUCAAUCCAUUAAAGAUAGCAUCAAGAAAGCUUCCGAGGAGCUGAAAGCCAAGGCAGCCAAAGACAAUGAGACCAAAGAUGCUUUGGAGUUGUGUGAGAGUCUUAUGACUGAUGCUACAGACGAUUUGAAGAAGUGUCUUGAUAACUUUGAUGGUUUCUCAAUCACUCAUAUUGAGGACUUAGUCGAAGAUCUUCGUGUUUGGCUUAGUGGCUCCAUCGCUUAUCAACAAACAUGCAUGGAUACUUUUGACGAAAUUAACUCGAACCUUUCACAAGACAUGCACAAGAUCUUUAAAACAUCCAAAGAGCUAACUAGUAAUGGUCUUGCCAUGAUUACAAGCAUCUCUAGCUUUCUCGGAGGGUUCAACAUGACAGGAUUAACUGGAGAUCUCGGACACUACGCUAGAAAACUCUUGUCGACCAAGGACGGUAUCCCAAGUUGGGUUGGACCAAACACUCGACGGCUCAUGGCAACGCAAGGAGUUGUAAAACCUAAUGUAGUGGUAGCUCAGGACGGAAGCGGUCAGUACAAAACUAUCAAUGAAGCCUUGAAUCUUGUGCCUAAAGCAAACCAAAAUCCAUUUGUUAUCUACAUCAAGCAAGGUGUCUAUAACGAGAAAGUUAACGUGACCAAGAAGAUGACUCACGUCACUUUCAUCGGUGAUGGACCAACCAAAACUAAGAUCACUGGUAGUCUCAACUAUCACAUCGGCAAGGUCAAGACAUACCAUACUGCCACUGUUGCCGUCAACGGUGAUAACUUCACGGCCAAGAACAUAGGUUUUGAAAACACUGCUGGUCCCGAAGGACACCAAGCCGUAGCCCUAAGAGUCUCAGCGGACUAUGCUGUUUUCCACAACUGCCAAAUCGAUGGUUACCAAGACACACUCUACGUCCAUUCUCAUCGUCAGUUCUACCGUGACUGCACAAUCUCCGGCACUGUUGACUUCAUCUUCGGAGAUGGCAAAGUCGUGUUACAAAACUGUAACAUUGUGGUUAGAAAACCAAUGAAAAAUCAGUCUUGUAUGAUCACAGCUCAAGGCCGGACCGAUGUACGUGAGUCCACGGGGCUCGUGCUACACAACUGCCACAUUAUGGGAGAACCAGAGUACAUUCCGGUUAAGUCUAUAAACAAAGCAUAUCUUGGAAGGCCAUGGAAAGAGUUUUCAAGAACCAUUAUAAUGAGAACAAACAUAGACAACGUUAUUGAUCCCGCGGGAUGGCUUCCUUGGGAUGGUGACUUUGCACUUAGUACGCUUUACUAUGCUGAGUUUGAGAAUACUGGGCCUGGCUCGGACCAAUCACAACGUGUUAAGUGGCCUGGGAUCAAGAAACUGUCGCCUAAGCAAGCUCUUCGGUUCACUCCUGCUAGGUUUUUACGUGGUAACUUGUGGAUACCACCGAAUCGUGUGCCUUACAUGGGGAAUUUGCAGUAGAUUGGCCUGUUUUUGUGAUUUAAACCAAUAAUUAUUUUAAAGGUGAAUAAGUUUUCUAUGCAUGUCAUUUGUUUUCUAUGUAGUCGGGUUAAUAUUAUUUUUUUAAAAUAACUUUUGUCAAGAACAACUAAAGAAGAACUUAAACUUUACAUUAAUGUGUAACGGAAGAUGAAAAUAAUUCAUUAUAGUUCAUAGUUCA